AUGUUAAGUAACGAAGACGCGGAAGCUCAACGAACCAGUUUCUGAAAGUGUAUAUAACCUCGAUAAUAGGCGUCCGAUUCUUUAAAAAAAACAUAAACAGCAAUCAGUUAUGGGUGAAUUAAAUGAAAUUGCUAAUAACCAGAACACAUUCGCGAAAAGGAGGGAUCCAAACUUAUGGGGGACUAAUUUUGGGGCUAUCGCAACUAAGCCAGUCGUAUAAUUUUCUUACGUACGUGAGGAUUAGUAUUAGAAUGAAGUAUAAGGUAUCGAUUUCUGGACUGCCCAAAAGUGUAGACAGUUUUAGCAAUGGCCAGCUCGGAAACUCUAGAAGAAGAGUGGACAAUUCUAUUAAAUUCGCAAUACUAAUCUUUUUAUCCACGAGCCUAUUACUAAUUUCGUCCGGAACCAUUGUUCUUUUGGGAUUUCGAUUAACGUUGGAAAACGACCACCUUUGCGUUACAACGCACUGUGUUAACACGGCCUCCAGAAUACUACGAACGAUGGAUAAAACGGUCGACCCUUGCAAGGAUUUUUAUCAAUAUGCAUGUGGCGGUUGGAUUAGAUCAAAUCCAGUACCUGACUGGACCGCAACUUGGGACAGAUUGGCCGAGCUUAGAGAAAUGUUGAUACAACAAAUGCGACAGCUUUUGGAAGUAGGAGACGGAUCGUUAAAUAAAACAAGCCAGUCCUCUGGAGUUCGCAAAGCUCGAAUUAUGUACCGCACAUGCAUGGAUGCAGAUAAAGUUCAGCAAAGCUUGGAGCCUCUCGAAAAAAUUCUCAGAGCUAUGGGAUUACCCGAACAUCCGUCUCUUUUCAAACAUACCGACUUCGAUUGGCUUUUCACUAUCGCUAAAGCUCGCCGACUGCUGGGCGUAAGCUUACUGUAUGGAUUUAAUGUCGCGGACGACGUGAGAAACUCAUCCAAGAAUAAAAUUGUGAUUGAACAGACGGCACCCGGAUUUGGAGAACGUUAUUUACUACGUCCUGAAAAAUUUUCAAACGAAAUAGAACAUUACAAACUCCAUAUUCAGGCAAUGCUUAAGGAAUACACAACAACUUUCGACGAUAGUUUUGCGGAUAAUGUUAUAUCAUUUUCAAAAGAAGUUGCAAAGGUUAUGACCCCGACAGAGAUUCGCCGAAGUCCCGGCUACCUUUUUCAUGAGGUCACACUCGUUGAACUCGCUAACGGACCAGGCUUUGAUAACCAUACGUGGAGGACAAUGAACUGGACCAGAUACUUAGACGUAGUGUUCCAAGACACAAACGUCGUUUUAUUACCACAUAAUGAUACCGUAAUACUUUUUGAUUUACCGUAUAUGGAAAAAGUAGCAAGGCUUAUUAAAAAUACGAGCCCAAACAUUUUACUAAACUUUCUCUGGUGGAGCGUAUUUUCGAGACUUGCGCCUACGAUAUCUGAAAAAUACAGCGCACUCAAUUUUCAAUUUACCCAGAAAAUUCUGGGCGUCCAGAUGAGAGCACCCAAAUGGAAAACGUGCGUCACCAGCGUCAACGCACAUUUUGGGCUUGCGUUGAGUUAUUUGUACGUACGCUCACAACCUGAUAGAUCCUACAUUCAAAAGGUACUCCAAAUGCUGCGAAAUAUUAAACACGCAUUUGAGGGAUCUUUAGAUCAAUCAAACUGGAUGGACGUGGAAACCCGUAAAAAAAUGUUAUUAAAACUUCAGGCAAUUAGGUCAUUUGUCGGAUACCCAGGGUGGAUUAUAAAUUCCACACAACUAGAUCAUUACUACAGCAAGGUUCACGUUAUCGACGGAAAUCUCUUUGAAACGAAUUUGAAUCUCAUGGAUGCAUCCGUCAGAAGAAACUUGGAAAAUAUACGCAAAGGUUCAAACCGCAACAGAUGGGUUGCAACAGCCACGACCGUAAACGCAUUUUAUUCGGCUACUUUAAAUUCAGUUACAUUUCCAGCAGGCAUUUUAAAACCCCCCUUUUACGGAAACGGAAUUGCAGCAAUUGACUAUGGAUCCAUCGGCGCAAUAAUGGGACACGAAAUAACACACGGAUUUGAUGAUCAAGGUCGACGUUAUGAUGAGCACGGAAAUUUAAAUCAGUGGUGGUCACUAACUACAAUGCAACAUUACCAUAACAAAGUUAAAUGCAUUAUCGAACAGUAUAGCAAUUAUUCAAUGCCAGAACUUGGACCAACUUUUCCUGUUCAAGGAUAUAACACUCAAGGGGAGAACGUAGCGGAUAAUGGAGGUUUGCAUGCCGCCUAUGAAGGUUUCCGAAGAUAUCGCGCGAGGGCGAAUUUUUACCCGCAAAAACUACCUGGACUAUCCGAUUUGAACAUGGAGCAGCUUUUCUUUCUGGGAUUUGCACAAAUCUGGUGUGGAAAUUCUACGACUGAAGCUCUAAAGGUUAAAUUAUUAAACGGAGCGCAUAGUCCGAAUCGGAUACGAGUCUUAGGCGCGUUACAAAAUUCCGAAGAGUUUGCAAAUGCCUGGAACUGCCCUGGCGAUAGUCCCAUGAACCCUAGAAAGAAGUGCACGUUGUGGUAGUGUGAAAUGUACCAAAAAAGUAAAUUCGUAUUAAAUAAAAUAU
This is a messenger RNA of Photinus pyralis (common eastern firefly), 2562 nucleotides long. RefSeq names its product neprilysin-4-like. Gene Ontology annotation, biological process: protein processing. The record is from RefSeq and is a predicted model, not a curated record. Gene Ontology annotation, molecular function: metalloendopeptidase activity. The transcript is spliced from 17 exons. Gene Ontology annotation, cellular component: plasma membrane. Bases 123 to 2519 code for a protein of 798 amino acids. NCBI's taxonomy places the organism in Eukaryota, Metazoa, Arthropoda, Insecta, Coleoptera, Lampyridae.